Messenger RNA from Stomoxys calcitrans (stable fly), 4779 nucleotides. RefSeq lists its product as uncharacterized. The record is from RefSeq and is a predicted model, not a curated record. Bases 222 to 2837 code for a protein of 871 amino acids. Lineage: Eukaryota; Metazoa; Arthropoda; Insecta; Diptera; Muscidae. The transcript is spliced from 8 exons.
UGCUUGACUUGAACGGUUGUCGUGUUUUGUUAUAAUUUUAUAAUUAAUGAAAACCAAAACUAAAUAAAUGUAAACAUUAACAACGAAUUUCAAAAAGUGCAGCGACAGUAACGUUAACGUCGUGUUCCAGAGUUAAGCCAUAUACUGUGAAGAUAAAUACAUUUUUAAGUGUCCGCCGUUGUCUAAAAGUAAUAGUGGGCUUUUCGUAUACUCUUCUCCAAAUGGGAUGCGAUAUUAAACAGCUAUUAAAAGAAUGGAAGUUGGAAAAUAUUUUGCCACAUUUACAAGCUGAAAAAAUCGAUGCUGAAAUUUUGGAGAUGAUUAAACUGCAUCAUAUACGAAUGCUACUACACAAUUUCCCUUUGGGAAUACAAAUACGUUUCGAACAUAAUUUAGAAGAAUGGCGCUACAACAUUGGCAAGCCACUGUAUGCUCAUAAAUGUUGUGUAGAAACAAACCAAUUUAUGGGCAACCAAUCUUAUAGCUGCAAUGUAACAUCAAAAGGAUACAAAGAAAAUGCAGUGAACUCAACGCAACAAAAUUUAGCACAAAAAGGAGUUCCACAUAUAAAAAAUGUGACUGAGCACACAGAAGAUACGCCUGAGCAUGACAGCAACAAUGCUCUUCUCAUACCCAUUUCGAAUAAUAAUACACCUCCCGAAACCCCAAAUACAAAUCAUUCACUGGAAUCUGCAUCUGAGUGCCAAGCGAAGAGUUCCAUAGCGUCUGACUCAAAUGCUUCCACAGAGACAGUGAAGCAGCAGCUCUGUAUAUAUACCCCCCGCCCCUAUUGUCCGGUGCCAAAGGUGAAUUUGCGAGAAAUUCUAUUGAAUUCGAAACCUGAAGGCACACAUUUAUUGAAAAUCUACAACUCGCGCAAGUCCUUCAACAGGGCAGAGAGAAGGAUUUUAGUCAAUGUUAUUGUAAUGUACUACAUGCGAAAUGAACUGAGAUUCGAUUUACAGACUAGCUAUGCUCUAGAGGCGGCAAUUUUAAAAAUGUUUCCCACCGAGCGCUUGGAAAUGUAUCGCAAGUCCAAACGUGGCAGUCUCUAUUCCAAAUACAUGAACGCCAAAACAGCCAUAUUUUCCAGCCAUAAGACACGUACAUCUAAAUUGAGCAAAGCCCCAUCUGCUGACGACAAUGAGGAUACGAUAGAUGGCAGCGAUGUGGAUACAUUGAAUGCCAACGAGCUAAAAGGAACAACAAUUCCAAAUAUGGUUGAACCAACUGUCCGGAAUGCAACUUUAGACAACCAGAGUGAUGAAUUCGACCUAGCGCAGGAGUUUCUUGAUAUUUUGGAGGACGAUAAUGGGAACACUAAGAGUAAUCUUAUAAGGCCAAAAGUUGAAGCAGAAGUUGAUUCAGAUAUACCAAUACAAACUGCCUAUAGGCUGCAUAGGGAAAUUAUUGUUAUACGAAGUCCAUUUUCGUAUAAAGAAUUCCUUGAACAAGCUUGUAAUGCCUACAGUAUUCCCAAUAUCGAAGAUCAUUAUCUGACUGUUAAUGAUUGUGAAAUCAGUGAGAUGGAAUUCAGACGAGUCAUCAUCCAAUAUUACAAAUUGCCAACAUUUUUUGUGGAAAUUAAACAGAAAUCCUCUCUCCCUAAUCAACUAAACUUUGACGACAAUGAAGAUGAGGUGGCAUCAACCAAAGUAGCUACUAUCCAAAUAGCAACCGAUUAUUUGCCCAGUGCUGAGGAAAUACUCAACCUUCCAGCAUUAUUGCCUACAGUAGCAGGCAUGAAUUUAGGCAAACCCUUGGAAAAUAGGCAUCGAUCAAACAUAGCCAAUGCCGUUAUGGACGAAUGCUUGUCAAUGCAACCGAAUAGGGCCCUAAAAAGACAAGAUUUUCUGAUUCUUGCUCAAAAUAUUUGCCAAGCAUUUCCCAAUGAGGAGGAAUCGACAUAUUUCGUACCAAGCCAACCAAAAAAUCCGGCCAGAGGCAAACUCUGGUGUGCCUACAAUAAAAAAAGAAACUUUCUUUUACACAAUGGCAUGGCAAACAGACGUUUUCCUAAGACACAACAUAAAAAGGAUUCCCAUAUAGAGCAAGAUGCCAAUCAAAGUGGAGCUGAUGAAGAAGACUCCAUAGAUUUUUCAGAAAAUACUACCAUGGACUGGGAUUAUUUAAUGGUGAAGUGGUCGGAAACAUUUGAACAUCGCUGUCUAGAACUAAAAGAAGAGAAACUAACACCAUAUGAAUACAUGGAACGAUAUUCCAUCUUACGGACACCUCUGGGUACAACACUUAUGGAAAUUGAUGUUCAUAAUCGAUAUCCCAAAGCUUUAACCAUCCACAAUUGGAUGAAGCUAAAUGAAAGAGUUAUUGAGAAGGCCAAGGAAAUCAAAAGAAAAUGUCAGCCGCUAACUGAAAUUCUUAAAUCCAUAGAAGGGAGCAAAGCAGAGAAUUAUAGAGCGGCUUUGUCUCUACUUCUUAUACCAUAUAUACUUCCCCAUAAUGGGCGCAAAAGUGAAUUAACCAGUGAGAGAGCUUCCAAAUGGGAAAUCCAACAAAGAUUUAUAAAGGAUUACAAGAGUUUGGAUGAAUUGCGCGAGGAACCCAAACCCACGGAUUUACAAAUUCGCUUCGUCCAUAGCCAUCCACAGAUAAUCUAUACUGAAUUUGGUAUAAGUGGCUUUAUAUUUCAAUUUUCCAAUUUGUUGGAGUCUUUAAAUUCUCUGUUCCAUUACAUGAUUGCCAUGAAUAUUGAAUAUCCCAAAUCUUGCAAUCACGUUUGGCAGUUUGUACAAUGUGCAAUUUUUGAUAUAAAAGAAAUAGGAAAUAAGUUAUCAUGUGUUGAUAGUACUCUAAAGGACUUACUUUUAGCAAAUUAGAAGAAAGGAAUAGUAAAAAUGUCAACAGAAUUUAGCUACAGACGUGUAGAAGUAUGAAAUUGCUUCAUUCUGCAGUAUGCUGCUAAGAUGCGAACGUUAAUAGCCGAUUGACUAUAGCAUACAGAGAAAUUUGACACGAAUUGUAGUGCAGAGUAACGUACAAGAGAACGGAACUAUAGGUUUAAGAGAUAUUGGGAUCUGAUAUUUUUUCUUAUUGGAGAUGCGAUCUGAUCCUUUGAUAUAAGACCUAAAUGGCGACGGGUAUUUGGCAUACGUUUUUGGACAUAAGUUCCUUAGGAUAAAAGUCUAUGACGGCGUUGUUAGUAGCUACAACAGGUGACAAAUUCAUCAUGACACGCCACUCUCUCUUAUUGGCAAACAAAUUGAAAAACCCGAGUUUGAAGCCGCGUAUGUAGUUUACAAUCUGCGCUUCCGACACGGGAUAGCUGUGAGCACCACGCUGGAACUUUGAGCUCCAACAGCGUAUCGAGUGGAGAGUGUCAGUGAGAGGCCGAGUGGCACCGGCUCUUGCAUAAAUACUGAGUGCCUAUGAUGCUCGAUAUGACAAGGCGGGUAAUUGGCGCCUUUAAAUAACCAAUGGCCGCCCUGUUCCCACGGCGAUCGGUCCUUUGGGCCGGAAUGAGCUUGCUAACCUACAGGAGCUUGACGAGAAUCAUUACCUCUACAUACAAAUGUGACUACCGGGUGAAUGUUGUCCUUGGAGAACGACCGCCUCCCGUUGCACCUGAAGAAAUUGACUUCACCUGGCAAACCAGAGUAGUUCUGGCUCAAUUACGAUCCGGGAGAUGCAGCAGCCUCAACUCCUACAGAGCAAGGAUUGAUGCCGACGUGCAAGAUGUAUGUUCCGUUUGUGACCACACGACACACGUCACCUAUUUAACUGCCCAGCCAGACCCACUCUACUCAGACCCAGAUCCCUCUGGACGCACCACAUCUUAGUCCUCCACAAAUGUGGCUACAACAAAAACAACAGUCUGUGCUUAUAGUAGAUGCUCUAACUUUUUUCUUUGGUUCUGCCAACUUUUAAACACUAUGUAUAUUUUUAUGAUUAAUAAGAUAUAUGUCUAGAGGUCUGGAUUAAUUAACAUCAGUCUUUAGUCCUAAUCUCGUAGAAUAAAGCUUUAUGUGGUCCAAGCCCACAAGGGCAUUUUAUUGUCACUUCUGUGAUCCUAAGUGAUCGCCAUAAAUAACACACUACGAAUCCCAACUUAAGAGGGGUUUGAACCUGUCUGCUAAGCAGACGAAGUUAAUAUAGUUUAAGUAGCAGAAAUCCGAAGUAGCUGUGCAGAAUGGUUAGAAUGUUGUGUCUAGUUUGUUGUUGUUGUUGGUGUUGUAGCAGUGUAUUGUACACCGAGGUGGGAGCCCUUGCCGAUGAAGGAUUCCAUCGGGUCAAUCCGGUACGUACAACCGGCUGCCAUGGGUUUGUUGUUGUUAAGCAGUGUGUUGUACAUUGAGGUGUCAGCCCUUGCUGGGUUAGAGCAAGGAUUUUGAAGGAAUCCAGAGAAACGGGUAGAUUUUUUUUUUAUCUCCUGAUGGAGGUGGUCCACGUGAGAACUGGGAAGACAGCCCAUCACAGUUUGAAAAGCGCAUUCACAUAGCUGAUGGGCGCAGCAUAAUGUUUCGCAUAUGAUAUGAUCUCAAUGCCGUCUAUAGGGGGUGAAUAGAAUAUACAAUAGGUUUCCCGCCUUGGGAAACUGUGUUCCACUCUAGUGGGUAUCGACUUUUGAUCUCUUAAUUCCAUAAACGAUUGGCGACCACACAAAUAAUUCGUAACCCAGCGUUUCAGGCCUGGCUCGAGGGACUUGGUGGUGAUGUCCUUAAAUAGUUUGGCAUGGUAAGCCAUGGGGUAUCGAUAUUUUAUCUCUAAAUUGCAUAAUCGAUUGGCGACCACACAGAUAAUUCGUGACCCGGCGUUUUAGGC